GCAGCAAUAACCCUCCUCUAUUUUUUGGACUUUGGCCCUGUCUCCUUGGGGAGAUUUCCAGAAACACACAACAGAGCUCCAAGAUGCUUGACAGACCGUCCCAGGGUGGUGCAUUCACUGUCCUGGUUUUUCACCCUGUUGUCUUCCUCACCCUAAUACACUCAUGUAGAGGUCAGUCUGAGGUGAUUGGUCCAUCUCAGCCAAUAGUGGCCUUCAUUGGUGAGGACGUCAUUCUGCCGUGUUACCUGGUACCUGCCAUGAAUGCCUUUGACGUCACCAUGGAGUGGGCGAGACCUGACCUGGACCCCAGGUUUGUUCUGGUGUGGCGUGAUGGCGGGGAACUGGACAGUUUCAAACAUCUGUCCUACAGAGGCCGAACAUCUCUGUUCACUGAGGAACUGAAACAUGGAAACGUGUCCUUGAAACUCUCCAAGGUGAAAAUAUCUGAUGUGGGAACAUACAGAUGCUUCAUACCAGUACUAGAAAAAUCCGCUACUGUUCAGCUUGUUGUAGGCGCCGUCUCCCCACCUGUAAUCCAGAGCAGUAAAAACCUCAGUGCAGGGGUUCUCCAGUGUGAGUCUGAAGGCUGGUACCCAGAGCCUGAGGUGCUGUGGCUGGACGGUGAUGGGAACCUCCUCUCUGCCGGAGCCACGGAGACUCUCCGAGGUCCUGAUGGACUCUACACUGUCAGCAGCAGAGUGGCUGUGGAGAAGAGACACGGCAACUUCACGUGUAGAGUCCAGCAGCAGAACAUCAACCAGACCAGAGAGACACACCUCUACGUCCCAGAUGAGUUGUUCAUGGUCCCCAGUUCUGCCAGUACUCCCAGUACUGCUGGUAGUCCAGGUGUCAUUGCUGGCUCGGUUAUCGGUUGUGUCCUUCUGAUGUCAACAGCUGGGGUUGUCUUUGUUGUGUGGAAAUGGAGGCAAAAGAAAUUCAAAUGCAAGAGGAGGAGCCCCGAGGACGGAGAUGAACACACAGAGGAAGGGAAGAAGCUCACAUCUAAAUGUGAUAACACGGGUUUCCAGAUUCUGAAUGAGCGAGAAGGAGAAAAUGCACCGCUGAUGGCAGCAAGAGAGGAAGAGAAUAAUGUGAUCAGAACAGAGGACGAGGACAAAGACAAGGACGGAGCUCAAAGUGAACAUAAAAAUGAAACACAACAAAACCAGACCAAACCAGAUGUGGACAGGGCAGAAGGAGAGAGGGACGUUACAUCUAUAAAAAAUGAAAACGUACCUCUGAUUUCAACAGAGGUAGAAAAACACCAAAAAGGAAGACGUUACAGAAAGGGCAGGACAAGAGGAAAACGACAACUUAAACAAGAGAAGGAGCUCAAUGUGAGUCAAAAACAGACAGGCAAGAAGAAGAGACGUCAUCAAGGAGACAGUGAGCCGACACAGAAGAGGUUAAAAAAGCCAAAAGAACACAAUGGCGCUGAGAUAAAGUCUGAAGAGGAAGUUUACAUGGAACAAGACAUAAUAGAUACAGAAAAAAUGGAAGUGACUUUACAACAGGAUCAAGCAUUUAUGUGUCAGGAAGACCAAGAGGAGGACAUGGACCUUUAGAAAAACCGCAGGAAACUCAAAGAAGAAGCAGGACGCCAUUUACAACAUUUACGUUGUCCAGCUAUGGGCAGUUAGUGUAUGACAC
Molecule: messenger RNA, 1650 nt
Organism: Etheostoma cragini (Arkansas darter)
Lineage: Eukaryota; Metazoa; Chordata; Actinopteri; Perciformes; Percidae
Product: butyrophilin subfamily 3 member A2-like
Exons: 6
Coding region: 84-1565 (493 amino acids)
Source: RefSeq, a predicted model, not a curated record